AUGAUUACAACCUCAGUUAAAACAAAUGAGAUACUCCACGUCGGAGAUGAUCUGGUGUCUAAAAAUGGGCUGUGGAAGGCUACUUUGAAGGUAAGUAAAUCAGGACUUUGCAGGUUUCUAUUUUGGUGAUGGAAAUGCACAUUUUACUGACUGAUGGUUGUCUCUAAUCUUGUGUGCAGAGCGACGGUAAUUUUGUGAUUUCCGGCUGGAAGGAGACGUGGGAAGCAAAAACUUGUGGAUCAGAUGGCUACCGUCUGGCUGUGCAGACUGACGGAAACGUGGUCUUAUACGACAAAUGUAAUACACCCAAGUGGAGCACAAACACAUAUGUUAAUGGUGCUAAUUAUAAGUGCCGUUUUGAGCUGACCGACGAAGGCAACCUGGUGUUGUUCAAAGAUGAUGUUUUAAGCUGGAGCUCUGCUGACUCUUGA
Xyrichtys novacula (pearly razorfish) is the source of this 431-nucleotide messenger RNA. NCBI's taxonomy places the organism in Eukaryota, Metazoa, Chordata, Actinopteri, Labriformes, Labridae. The record is from the annotation of a GenBank genome assembly.